AUGACAAACAGUUUCACUCCAUGCUCCUCCUCCUCGCCACUUCAUCAACGCAGCCUCGGAAACAUUAGAAUUCCAAGUCUCCCAGACGAUUUGCUGAACAACUCCGAUUCUCCUGUCUCUCAAGUCCAAGGCGGAAGACUGUGGUGGAUCCAACAAGGAACACCACAACGACAAGAAAGGGCCUCAAUGAGCCGGCAACAAAUGUUCGAACGCUCCCUAUUUCUGCUCGAUCAAGCUCUUGAAAUCAUGGAAGAUGACACACCACAUGGGCCAGAUAAGCAGUAA
Molecule: messenger RNA, 285 nt
Organism: Cylindrotheca closterium
Lineage: Eukaryota; Bacillariophyta; Bacillariophyceae; Bacillariales; Bacillariaceae
Source: the annotation of a GenBank genome assembly